ACACCCCCGUGUUUAUGUCAGCCCACGGGGGUUGCCUGUCCCUUUAAUUGGCAUGUACCAAGUCCUUCCAGGUCACAUUUCCUCCCUGCAUCCCAGUUGUUUGGAAUCAUUGGCCAAAAGUCCAAGAGGAAGGAACGUGGAGGUAGUGUUGUAUUUUUGCGGGGAGCUCUGGGCCGACCGGGAGCGAGAAAGCGCUCGGGGGCCAAGCGCGCCAUUGCGGUCCUCCCCGCCACGUGCCGUAGUCCAGUCCCAAGAUGGCGGCCACCAUGAAGAAGGCGGCUGCAGAAGAUGUCAAUGUUACUUUCGAAGAUCAACAAAAGAUAAACAAAUUUGCACGGAAUACAAGUAGAAUCACAGAGCUGAAGGAAGAAAUAGAAGUAAAAAAGAAACAACUCCAAAACCUAGAAGAUGCUUGUGAUGACAUCAUGCUUGCAGAUGAUGACUGCUUAAUGAUACCUUAUCAAAUUGGUGAUGUUUUCAUUAGCCAUUCUCAAGAAGAAACACAAGAAAUGUUAGAAGAAGCAAAGAAAAAUUUGCAAGAAGAAAUUGACGCCUUAGAAUCCAGAGUGGAAUCAAUUCAGCGGGUGUUAGCAGAUUUGAAAGUUCAGUUGUAUGCAAAAUUUGGGAGCAACAUAAACCUUGAAGCUGAUGAAAGUUAAACAUUUUAUAAUACUUUUUUUAUUUGUUUAAUAAACUUGAAUAUUGUUUAAAAUGAUAAUUUUCCUUCUUCAAAUGACAUGGAAAGCAAAACUUUCUUUUUUUAAAAUUUUCAUUUAUUUAAUGGAAACUUGCCUAUUUUCACAUGUCUUGCUUAUUUAUUUUAUAUUUUUAAAAGAAGACAGUAUUCACCUAUGUAUUUUGCAUAACAAUUAUAUCAAGUCUAGGGGCUUUAUGUCAUGUUAUUAAAAUCAGUUAAGCAAUCUUUUAUGUUUCUAUAUUAUUUAGAAUAUUUGUUGUCGCAAUUUUCACAUAAGAAAAUUUUAACAGUUGUGUCAUGUUGUUUCUAUGUGUGAUUUUAAUUGCUGUCUAAUGACCGGGAAAGCAUAACUAAAAGAUGUACAAUCCUGCAUCCUUCCCUAUUUCACAACUAAAGCUUUGUCAGAGGCUUCAAAAUAUAUAUGUAUAUAUUUUAUUUAAGUAUAUGUUACAUAUUAUAUUUAAACAUACGUAUUUUUUACAUAUCUAUCAAUAUCAGAGAUUUGGGUAAAAGAACGGGCAAUGUUAAAACAUGUGGCUGUAUAUGGAGCUUUAUAGAAACAGUGCAGAACCACAGAAGAACGUUUUAGAAGCCAAGAGAUGUGCAGAAAGAAAUGUUUAGUGUGUUUUUGUUUUCAAUUUUAGAUUUUAUUGUAGUGCUUUGUAAUUAAUUGGGGUUUAUAUUGAUAAAGAUGUGAAAGUUAAAUGGC
Molecule: messenger RNA, 1406 nt
Organism: Cebus imitator (Panamanian white-faced capuchin)
Lineage: Eukaryota; Metazoa; Chordata; Mammalia; Primates; Cebidae
Gene: PFDN4
Product: prefoldin subunit 4
Exons: 4
Coding region: 255-659 (134 amino acids)
Biological process (GO): protein folding
Cellular component (GO): cytoplasm; prefoldin complex
Source: RefSeq, a predicted model, not a curated record